Arachis stenosperma is the source of this 1688-nucleotide messenger RNA. RefSeq lists its product as uncharacterized. The record is from RefSeq and is a predicted model, not a curated record. Gene Ontology annotation, biological process: male meiosis II. The coding region runs from base 157 to 1524 and encodes 455 amino acids. NCBI's taxonomy places the organism in Eukaryota, Viridiplantae, Streptophyta, Magnoliopsida, Fabales, Fabaceae. The transcript is spliced from 4 exons.
CUACACACCAAACCUUAAACGCUCUUCUUCUUCUUCGUUCUCUUUCUCUCUGGCUUCGUAUAUUUCACCAUGAAGAACCCCUUUUUCAAAACAACCUUCCUAUUCCUCUCAAGUUAAGCCAUUCUUGGUGCUGCCAAACACGCCCUUAAUUAAUUAAUGGGUUGCUUCCUUGCUUGUUUUGGUUCCUCCAAAUCCAAACGCAGAAAACACACGCACAGUGUUCAACGAAAUGCUACUAGCAAGCCUGAGCAACCCAGUGUCUCUCUGGUUCAGGAUCAUUCCGAAGCCUCUCUUAACACUGAAUCAGAACUUCAGGGUAAAAAUGAGGAGCAACUAAGUGUUAGUUCAAGAAAGAAAGUAACUUUUGAUUCCAAUAUUAGAACCUAUGAUCCUGUUUCUCCUGAUGAAGUUAGUGAUUUCAAGAGUGGUGAAGAAGAGCAUGCUGGAAAGGAGGAAGCAUUGGAGAAACCAGGCCAAUCAAAGCUCUCUUCCUCUAGAGACUGUUCAGUUACCUCAAAAGGGUCUUUCCCUCCAAAUCACAGGUACCAGAAUUGUAGGGAAAGCGAUGAUGAAGACGAAGAAGAAAUGGAUUAUGGAGUUAGUGAUCUCAGUGAUGAAGAUGAAGAAUGUGAUGAAAUGGUUGAAGAGUUUGAAGAAGAUAGGGUGAAAAUCGAUGUUGAUCAUGUGGUUACUGAAGGGGUUAUAGAGAGUACAAUCCAAAAUUGUGAAAGUGAUUUGAAGCCAUUUGGGGUUAAUCCCAAUGCUAGAGAUAGAAGUGCUUAUGUUCAUCCUGUGUUAAACCCUGUGGAGAAUCUCACUCAGUGGAAAUCAGUCAAGGCCAAGAGAACAGUAUCAUCACCAUUGAAGCCUCAGAAAGAGAAUUAUGUUUCUCCCAAUCAUGAAUCUCCAAGGAUUGCCAUUGCAGCUGCGGAACAAAGUGUUAAGGAAAUUUCUUUCCACUUGGAUUCGAAAACUGACUCACGAAAGCAGCUGAGCCAGGAAAUUUCAGUUGAUGAAAAUGUUAAGGAAGUUUCUUUCCACUUGAAUUCGAAAACUGACUCACCAAAGAAGCUGAGCCAGGAAAUUUCAGUUGAUGCUAGCCUCUCAAAUUGGUUGGCUACUUCGUCAGAAACGAGUACACCUAUGAACAAGGGUAGCUCAGUGGCCUUGAAUUCAGUUACAACUCCUGAAAGAAGCACAGUCUCGCAAGGUUCAAAUUCUGUAAUUAGCCAUGAUGAUAGGCCUAUUUUAGGUGCAUUGACGUUGGAAGAGAUCAAGCAAUUUUCAGCUACUUCGUCACCAAGGAAGUCACCUAGUAGGAGUCCUGAUGAGAUGCCUAUCAUAGGCACUGUUGGGACCUACUGGAAUUUUGCCGAAGAAGCCAGCACAGCAUCAUCCUUCAAAGGGAUUCCCAACACAACAAGCAAGUAUAGAGAGGAUAAGAAAGUGAAUUGGCACUCAACUCCAUUUGAGACAAGGUUAGAGAAAGCUUUGAACAGAGGUGCUGCUGCUGGUGAAGCCUAGGGUGUUCUAAGAGACAUGCUGCACUGGUUUGUGUCGUUUUUGGGGGGUGUGAAUUGUGUAGGAAUUCAAUUUUUUUAUUCUUAUGAAUGAUUCAGUGUGUGAUGUUUACUUCUUCAAUUUGCAGUUUGGGUAAAUAAUUAAUACAAUCAUAUAUCUUAUAUCUA